This is a messenger RNA of Hibiscus syriacus, 582 nucleotides long. RefSeq names its product major pollen allergen Lol p 11-like. The coding region runs from base 82 to 561 and encodes 159 amino acids. NCBI's taxonomy places the organism in Eukaryota, Viridiplantae, Streptophyta, Magnoliopsida, Malvales, Malvaceae. The transcript is spliced from 3 exons. The record is from RefSeq and is a predicted model, not a curated record.
GUCUCUUUACCCCCCCCCUUUCUUCUUGAAUUUAAUCUCCGGUUACUCCCAUCACAUUCUCAAGAAACAAACCCAGAAAAAAUGGCGAAAAUAUUGUUGUUCAUUGCGCUGUGUGUGAUUCCAUCUCUGGUUAGUUCUACACGCAUGGUGAAGAGCCCAUUGGUGGUUCAAGGUCAAGUUUACUGUGACUAUUGCCGUGCGGGGUUUGAAACACCCAAGACUAGAAACAUGGCCGGUGCCAAGGUUAAGGUGGUGUGUUCCGACAGGAAGACGGGUGAAGUUGUGUACGAGAGGGAAGGAUACACGGACUCAACCGGGCAAUACAAGAUCAGUGUGUCGGAGGAUCAUUUAGAUGAGGUUUGUGAUGCUGUUCUUGUGAAGAGCUCACAGCCCGGGUGUGGUGAAAUGACACCGGGACGUGAACGUGCUCGAGUGAUAUUGACCAACUUCAAUGGCAUCGCAUCCAACACUCGUUUCGCCAACGCUAUGGGCUUCAUGGCCGACGAGGCUGAAGCUGGUUGUGCUGAGGUUAUGAAGCUGUUCCAGGAGGAAGAUAACUAAAACUUGUUAUUUAUUACUCUA